AUGAGUUAAACUGAAAAAAAGAAGCUUGGAUUUAGAGACAAGAUAAAAAAAAUGCUUGACGGAGAUAGCCCAAGAGAAAAAAAGAAGUCCAUUAUUGAAGAAACAAGCGUAAAAUUUUCUGUAAUAGGAGGUAGUGUUCAUUCUGAACUAAUUAUGGCAGAAGCUAUCUUAGACUCAAAAAAUGACAAUAAUAAUGGAAUGCCUCUCCCUAUCAUAUGCAAGUGGUAUAAUAAAACAAAAUCUGAUUAAGUUACUGAAAUAGAAGGUAUUACAGGAGCAUUCUAUUAACCUAAUGCUGACGAUAUAAAUACUUACAUAAUUGUUGAAGCAAAACCCAUAUUAGAAGAAAGCGAAUAUAAGGGAUAACCUCUGCGUUAAGAAAUAGGACCAAUUGUAAUCGAUAAAGCAAUUUAAGAAGAGGUUUAAGAAUUAUUAGAAACGGGUAGGUUUAAAAUAGCUGCUAAGUUGGAAAGUAUUUAUGACCCUACUUUAAGCAAUGAUGAAAAUGAAAAGCGAAAUGAUAGCUAUUCUUUUCCAAAGCAAGUACAGCUGCAAAUAGAUACAGAAAAAGUAUCUAUUUAUGCACAAGAUGAUGAAAGAAUAAAUGCAACUGUUUAACUAGGAUAAUUCUAUCCUUCAAUCAAAAUUGUGAAAAGAACUAAUAACAUAUUUGAACUUUACUUUAGCUAAAAUAUAGUUUACAGACUUUAAGCACAGUCUAAUACUCAUAGAGAUGUCAUUACUGUAGCAUUAAGAAUGUUUUGUGGUAAGAAGUUAAUAUCUUCACAGUUUCCAAGUUCAGAUGAUCAAGAUUAAUAAGAAUAAUAUCAGGAAGAAUCUAAUCAAAGCAUUAGCAAUUAGGUCAAUAAUUAAGAAAAUUAAGACUAAACGAGGGAAGAAUAAGCUGAGUUACCAAAGACAGAGCUAAUUUAGUAAAAUAGUGGAAAUUAACUUGUAAGCAACGGCUAGUAAUUGUAAUAGUAAAAUCAAUAAUAAACUCAUUAAUAAACAGAAGUCAGAGCAGUAAGAAAGCAUUAAACCUAAGCAACUACAUCUGAAUCUUAUGAAGUAUUUGUAAAAUUAAAUGAGUUGACAAAAAAAACAGUUGAUUUAGAAUAACUAAGAGAUGAAAUGAAGUAUUAAAUUUAAUAAUUAUAAGAUGAAAAUAAGAAAAAGGAGACAAAAUUGGAAUAGGUGGAUCAGCAGUUAUAAGAGUUAAAGGAAAAAUUGAAAGUUCAAGUAGAAAUAAACGAACAAUUUAAAUAAAAGCAUUCUCAAUAUAUGAAUGAGAAACUCUUUUUAACUCAAGAAUUGUAAGUAAUUCAAUAGGAAAUAGAAGAGAAGAAUAGAGAAAUAGAUGACUAAAAAGUAUAAAUAGAAAAACUAAAUACUUAGCUAUUAAGAAAAAAAGAAGUUCUUGACUAAGAAGGAGCAUAGUCUUUAUAGCUAACAAUUUAAGAUCUUGCUGAAAAACUGAAUAAGUAAGUAUAAUAAAAUAAAGUUGUAUAAGAGGAAUUAAUUGAAAAAGAAGCCAAACUCAAUGAAACAAAUCAAGAAAAAGAAAAUUUAUAAAAUGAAGUAAUGCAUUUUAAAAAGAAAUAUGAAUAUCUGCUCCAAGAAAAAUAACUUUAAGUUGCAAGCUAAAAAUCUCUUGACUCUCCUAGCACUUAAAAAAUUUAAAAUGUUUCUUCUCAUCACUCUAUAAAUUUCAACAAAAAAGAAGAUGAAAAUAACUCUGAAAAAGCUGAUGUUGAUACUUAAAAUAAUUUAUCUGGGCACAAUCACAUGUCUCAAUCUUCUAAUAAUUCUAACUAAUUUAGUAAAAGUCUAUAGGGGUUAUCGCCUGUGCAUUUAUAAAAGAGCCAAAGUCAUGUGAUACCUGUAUAGCAAAAUAAAAGUUUAAUUAUCUUGAAUGGCAAUGGAAUUAAAAACAAUGAACAAGUAUAGGAUGUACAGUUAAUAAAAUCAUAGUUAUAAACAAAAAUAGAAGAAAAUAAUGCUUUAUCUAAAAAAAUAAUACAAUUAGAAACAACACUAGAAACAAUAACUCAGGCUUAUACUUAAGAUAUUAAAUCAAUUAAUUCACCAACAAAGAGAAAAAUCAAAGAGGGAGGAAAUGAAUAAAUUCUAUAAAAAUUAGUAAAUAGCUUAACUGAGAUGAUUACUGAAAAAGAUUUAGCCUUGGAAAACUAAAAGAAGAUUAACAAAGAACUUAUUUAAAAAAUAUAAGAAUUUUCAGUCAGCUAAAGUUGA
This is a messenger RNA of Tetrahymena thermophila SB210, 2253 nucleotides long. RefSeq lists its product as hypothetical. The record is from RefSeq and is a predicted model, not a curated record. Lineage: Eukaryota; Ciliophora; Oligohymenophorea; Hymenostomatida; Tetrahymenidae. The transcript has 6 exons.